AUGAUCCUUCAACUUGCUGCAUUGGUCUUUGGGGCGAUAUAUGUGGUGGUGUUGACAUAUCGAUCCUGGGCAAGACAUCGGAAAGUUCCUGGACCCUUCUUCGCAUCCAUAUCGAAUCUCCCCAGGCUCAGAUGGGCAUGGUCUGGCGAAGCACAUCAUGUUCAUAUGCAGCUGCACGACCGAUUUGGUAGACUUGUACGCCUCGGGCCGAACUGCAUCAGUAUUGACGACCCAGAAGAGGUCCUAAAGAUUUAUGGUACUGGGGUCAAUCUCAAAAAGUCCGAUUUCUACAAGGUUAUGCAGCCCAUGUCACGCGGCAGGGUGAUCCAAGGGCUGUUCAACACCCAGGAUGACGACCUCCACCGGGCUAUGAAGAGACCGAUUGCCAAUAUAUACUCGAUGUCGAAUCUAGUCGAGUUUGAGCCACAUGUUGACACCACUAUUUGUUUCUUUCUGACGAAGUUGGAUGAAAUUUCGGCCAAAGAUGGGCAAACAGUGGAUCUUGGGACAUGGCUUCAGUGGUUUGCCUUUGACGUGAUGGGCGAGAUCACGUUCAGCAAACGUCUUGGUUUUCUUGAUGAAGCAAAGGAUGUCGACGGGAUCAUGGGCAGUAUUCAGAAGGUCUUCAAGUACGCCUCAUGGGUUGGCCAGAUCCCUUGGCUUGACAACAUCUUGGCGAAGAACCCUCUCGCGCGCUUCCUUCCCGAAGGCAGCUCCCCCAUUGUGGCGUUUGCUCUCGCCAGAGCGCAUGAAAGAUCAAACAUCAGCGAAGUAGAGAAAACGACCACGUACCAUAAUACCAAGGACUUCAUGUCUCGCUUUCUGGAGGCCAAGGAGAAGAACCCGGAUAUCCUGGACUGGUUCGUCACUGCUUGGGCGACAUCGAAUGUCUUGGCUGGGAGCGAUACGACUGCCAUCAUGAUGAGAGCCGUCAUUUACUUUCUGAUCAAACAUCCGGACUGUCUUGGUAAGCUGAUGGAGGAACUUUCACAGGCGAAUAGCGAGGGCCGACUAUCGGAUAAUGUCACAUGGAAGGAGUCUCAAAGUCUCCCGUACUUGGAUGCGUGCGUUAAGGAGGCGGGCAGGUUACAUCCUGUCAUUGGGCUGCCGCUUGAGAGGGUGGUGGGUAAAGGUGGCGUGGAGCUUUGCGGCGUGCACUUUGAGGGGGGGACGGUUGUGGGAAUGAAUCCUUGGGUUGUUCACCGCAGCAAGGAGGUCUUUGGGGAAGAUGCAGACAAGUUCAGGCCGGAGAGGUGGUUGUGUGAGAGGGAGAGAAGGGUCAAGAUGGAGAGGUGUCUGUUGACGUUUGGAGCUGGACGGAGGACGUGCUUGGGGAAGAAUAUCUCAUAUUUGGAGAUUUACAAGCUGAUUCCAACUUUGUUUUGGCGGUAUCGGAUGACGCUUGAGGGCGACUGGAAGGUGCAAAACCAUUGGAUGGUUGCUCAGACUGGGCUCAAUGUCCGGAUGACUCCAAGAUGCGGUGGCAAGAAGGAGGUUUCGGUUUGA
This is a messenger RNA of Podospora anserina S mat+, 1506 nucleotides long. RefSeq lists its product as uncharacterized. Bases 1 to 1506 code for a protein of 501 amino acids. NCBI's taxonomy places the organism in Eukaryota, Fungi, Ascomycota, Sordariomycetes, Sordariales, Podosporaceae. The record is from RefSeq and is a predicted model, not a curated record. Gene Ontology annotation, molecular function: heme binding; monooxygenase activity; iron ion binding. The transcript is spliced from 4 exons.